UCAUAUGGUUGAACUCGGGAACUUAUCGUCAUCACUUCUAUUGACACACACCCAGCUUUUCUUGGUUCAUAGAUCAAAUGAAGAGGCGCUCUGCUUCCUCAUUGUGGCUGAUAUGUAAUCUGUACGUUCUCUCCAGUCUUUCUCUCGUGACUUGGUGUAUACUCCAGAGCAGAGUCAGGAUCCCCUUCGUUUUGCGGCGUUUGGUCAACGACGGAGAUAGACCUCCUCAGCGUGAUCAUCGAUCCUCUCCCGUUCAGGUUCCGCCGCCACUGCUCCGCCCCGCUCUCUAACCCAUGUCGUAAGGCAGGGUAGAUGGCGUCUAUCCAUCAUGGAAAUCAGCGCGUCCCCUCCUGACGGAACCGGAACACCUCUCCGGUUACUGCUUAAAUCUACACACCUCCACGGGUGCCUCGAGAGAGCCGCUCGUCUUUCGCGGGCCGGUGUUGAAUGUCCCUUUCAAGCAGGUUCAAGGAGCUUGCAAGGUCACGGUGGUGGUCCCCCUCCACUCGUGAUCAAGCUCUGUUUUCCUUGCACGGCGAACUUGAAGUCGUUCACCUCGGGGGUGGAGACGAUAAUAGAUAACCUAGAUGACAGGUGGGACGGAUGGCAAAGGAGAUUGCCAGCUGUGAACAGGGACGCGGUGAAGCGAACCUACUGACUGAUGCGGUCGCAUCCCGAGCACGCUAUCCACACUGACUUUUUUUUUCUUCCUUCUUCUUUUCUCGCUGACAUAUCUUCUCAGGCGACUGUCUAUGGCUCAUACGGCAUCCUACCUGUCUACUACGCCACACAGCUUUUCUUGACCGCGGACCGUUCGAAGUUUGCUCGCUAGUAUUUUGACCGGGAGGGUGCGUCCGUUCUACCAUACUCAGGCUGGAGUGUGGAGAAUGAGGGAUGAGGGCUCUGCCGGGACCGUCUGCGCCGCUUAAUCGUGUUUCGCUGAGUG
Messenger RNA from Serpula lacrymans var. lacrymans S7.9, 946 nucleotides. RefSeq lists its product as uncharacterized. The transcript is spliced from 2 exons. The record is from RefSeq and is a predicted model, not a curated record. NCBI's taxonomy places the organism in Eukaryota, Fungi, Basidiomycota, Agaricomycetes, Boletales, Serpulaceae. The coding region runs from base 329 to 658 and encodes 109 amino acids.